Messenger RNA from Pyrenophora tritici-repentis Pt-1C-BFP, 2328 nucleotides. RefSeq names its product LeuC, 3-isopropylmalate dehydratase large subunit. Lineage: Eukaryota; Fungi; Ascomycota; Dothideomycetes; Pleosporales; Pleosporaceae. Gene Ontology annotation, cellular component: 3-isopropylmalate dehydratase complex. The record is from RefSeq and is a predicted model, not a curated record. Gene Ontology annotation, biological process: L-leucine biosynthetic process. Gene Ontology annotation, molecular function: 4 iron, 4 sulfur cluster binding; 3-isopropylmalate dehydratase activity.
AUGCCGUCUGCUGUGAAACCUCCCCAGACCCUGUACGACAAGGUCUUCGAAGACCAUAUUGUCGAAGAGAAGGAAGAUGGCACUAUUCUUCUCUACAUUGACAGACAUCUUGUCCAUGAAGUGACAUCACCGCAAGCAUUUGAAGGCCUCCGCAAUGCUGGCCGCAGAGUACGAAGACCAGACUGCACUCUCGCCACCGUAGAUCACAACAUCCCCACCGCAUCACGGAAAAAUCUCACCACAACCGAGAAUUUCAUCGAAGAGACCGACUCCCGGUUACAAUGCAUGACCCUCGAAGAGAACGUCAAGGCCUUUGACCUUACAUACUUUGGUCUUGACGACAAGAGGCAAGGUAUCGUGCACAUUAUCGGGCCCGAACAGGGCUUUACGCUGCCCGGAACGACCGUAGUAUGCGGUGACAGUCACACUUCGACACACGGAGCCUUUGGUGCUCUCGCAUUCGGUAUCGGAACGAGUGAGGUCGAGCACGUCCUUGCCACACAGACAAUCAUCACUCAACGGAGUAAGAACAUGAAGGUUCAGGUUGAUGGCGAACUAGGACCUGGUGUUGGCAGCAAGGACAUCAUCCUACACGUCAUUGGCAAGAUCGGCACUGCUGGAGGUACUGGUGCAGUCAUCGAAUUCUGCGGUUCGGCUAUCCGCGGCUUGAGCAUGGAGGCGCGCAUGUCGAUAUGCAACAUGUCUAUCGAGGGUGGCGCAAGAGCCGGUAUGAUCGCGCCCGACCAAAUCACAAUCGACUACCUCAAGGGAAAGCCGCUUGCGCCAAAGCCCGACAGCCCGGAGUGGAAGAAGGCAUGCAGCUACUGGCUGGGUCUGAAAUCGGACGAGGGUGCCGAGUACGACAUCGAGGUCUUGAUUGACGCAAAGGACAUUGCGCCAACAGUCUCAUGGGGCACUUCACCUCAAGAUGUCAUCCCAAUCACCGGCGUAGUACCCGGACCUGACGACUUCGAAGAUGAAGUCAAGAAAUCGGCGUGUGAGCGCGCACUCAAGUACAUGGGCCUGACUGCUGGCACACCGAUGCAGGAGAUUCCAUUAGACAAGAUCUUUAUUGGAUCGUGUACGAACGCUCGUAUUGAGGAUCUGCGAUCUGCUGCGUCAAUCGUAGAAGGCAAGAAGGUCGCCUCCAACAUCAAACGUGCCAUGAUUGUACCUGGAUCUGGCCUUGUGAAGAGGCAGGCGGAAGCUGAAGGUCUUGACAAGAUCUUCACUGAGGCCGGUUUUGAAUGGAGAGAAGCUGGAUGCUCCAUGUGCCUGGGAAUGAACCCCGAUAUCCUUUCUCCUGGCGAGCGAUGCGCGUCAACUUCAAACCGUAACUUUGAAGGUCGACAAGGUGCUGGUGGCCGAACCCAUCUGAUGUCGCCUGCCAUGGCUGCCGCUGCUGCUAUCGUUGGAAACUUGGCCGACGUACGAAAACUCGCACCGCAAACUCCAGGGCAGACCAAGGGAUCCCCAAAGAUCGAGGUAGAUGCGCAGGUCGAGGCACCUAGCAGUGAUGAGGAGAUGGAGAAGAUUAUGGACCUUCCAAGCUCCGCACCACAGCACACUGCCUCAAACACUAGCAGCACAGGAGGGGCCUCUGCUGGCAUGCCCAAGUUUGAGACCCUCCGUGGAUACGCCGCACCGAUGGACAUUGCAAACAUCGACACUGACGCCAUCAUUCCCAAGCAGUUCCUCAAGACCAUCAAACGCUCCGGUCUCGGCUCGGCCCUUUUCCACGCCUGGCGGUACGAAGCCGGCACCGACAAGGAGGACCCCUCGUUCGUUCUAAACAAGGAACCCUACCGCAACUCCAAGAUUCUAGUCUGCACAGGACCAAACUUUGGCUGCGGUUCAAGUCGUGAACACGCGCCUUGGGCCCUCCUCGACUUUGGCAUCAAGUGCAUCAUCGCCCCCUCCUUUGGCGACAUCUUCUUCAACAACACAUUCAAGAACGGUAUGUUGCCCAUCCGCAUCACCGACGCAGCUACUCUGCAACGCGUUGCCGACGAAGCGCUUGCUGGAAAGGAAAUCGAAGUCGACCUCCCCAACCAGAUCAUCCGGUCCGCUGAUGGCACCGAGCUGGCCAAGUUUGACGUCGAGGAGUUCAGGAAACACUGCCUUGUCAAUGGACUUGACGAUAUCGGUCUUACCAUGGCGAAUGUCGAGAAGAUUGAGAAGCAUGAGCAGAAGCGUACGGCGGUUUGGCCUUGGCUGGAUGGCAGUGGUUACUUGAAGAGGCAUGGACGGGGUCCGGUUAAGAUACAGGCGCAGCCCGUGCCCAAGACGAACCGGGGAGAGGAGAUCAAGGAGCCGUUGGAGUGGUAG